Messenger RNA from Pseudomyrmex gracilis, 655 nucleotides. RefSeq names its product 28S ribosomal protein S18c, mitochondrial (gene mRpS18C). The transcript has 4 exons. Lineage: Eukaryota; Metazoa; Arthropoda; Insecta; Hymenoptera; Formicidae. Gene Ontology annotation, molecular function: small ribosomal subunit rRNA binding; structural constituent of ribosome. Bases 138 to 557 code for a protein of 139 amino acids. The record is from RefSeq and is a predicted model, not a curated record. Gene Ontology annotation, cellular component: mitochondrial small ribosomal subunit; ribosome. Gene Ontology annotation, biological process: mitochondrial translation.
AGUCUUCUCGGUCUUCUGCUGAUCACUGCUGAUAUUUAAAGCGCGUGAGCGCCUAAAGCGAACAAAUUUAUGGUUAUGGUGGCAUUUAACCGUACUCGACUCGUGCUUGUUUGCUUGUUUUUGUAAUCAAUCUUAAAAUGUUUUCUAUUGCAUUAAAAAGAAGUAAACUCUCUUCUAUCAGUAAAGUUUACACAUCGCGUUUACAAACCACAAGUAAAAGUUUAGUGAAUAAUCUUGCUUCGAUAGAAAAAGAUAAGCCCAUAAGUAUUGAAAAUCCUUAUGUAAAGGAAAAACGUCAGUGUCUUCUAUGUAAAUUGGAUAUAGAACCAGAUUAUAAAAAUGUAAGGUUCCUUUCACAGUUUCAAAGUCGCCACACAGGCAGAAUAUAUGGAAAGCACAUCACUGGAUUAUGUGAAUAUAAACAAAAGAGAGUAGAAGAAGAGAUUCUAAAAGCUCAAAGUGCUGGUUUAAUGGGUUAUUGGACAAAAGAACCGGAAUAUGUUAAAGACCCACCGUUAUUUGAUCCAAAUCAUCCGUUUAGGCCACAUAAAUAUUAGAUAAAUAAGUGUUACCGUAGACAUCCACCACUGCACGCAAGGGACCAGCUUUAUAAGGGAUAUCCUUUCCACAUACACCUUGAUCUUCACCAUUAAUG